CGAACAAAGGAAGAUCAUCCUUCGACAUCAAUGGUGCGUGCACGAGGUCGCGGCCGUGGGCAACCAAUGGGUAACGAACCCCCCCGACGAGAGCAGCACCUUGACGACGUGGAGGUGAUAACAGAUCUACAGCGGCAGAACGAGGUUAUGCGGCAGCAGAUUGCGGAACUCACACGGCGCCUGGCGGUGCGAGAUUUGGAGGAUCAUGAGGAGUCAGAUCAUGGCUCCCGAUCAUCGUUCGAGAACCCGUUUCAUCGCGAACCUUGCGGUCGUGAUUUUCGCGUCCGUGAUGACUAUCGCGGAGGGCUAGGGUUUAAGGUGGAAAUCCCUAGUUUUUCAGGAACCCUGCAGGUCGAUGAUUUCAUUGACUGGCUGAACGAGGUGGAUCGGAUCUUUGAGUACAAGGACAUUCCUGACCGUGACAAAGUGAAGCUCGUGGCGAUCAAACUCCAUGGACGAGCCUCUGCAUGGUGGGAACAGAUGCGGCGAUCUCGUGAGAAGAAGGGCAAACCAAAGAUCACUGAUUGGGAGAAGAUGAAGGGUAAGAUGAGGGCACACUUUCUUCCCUUCGGAUACACACAAACCCUAUUUCAACGACUCCAUACGUUGAGGCAGGGAACAGUGUCUGUUGAUGAUUACACCGAAGAAUUCUACCAUUUGAUUGCUCGCAACGAUCUGUCUGAAUCGGAGGAGCAGCUUGUGGCCCGAUAUCUGGCAGGCUUGCGUCAGUCGUUGCAGGAUGUUCUCAACGUCCAUUCACUAUGGACUGUUUCUGAGGCAUACAAAAGGGCCCUUGCAGUUGAGAAGCAGCAGAACAGGAAGCCAGUGACCAACAACCGACCGGCUCGACCCCAAGAGCCUCCUCGACUGACCACACAGGGAGUCCAAGGGACGCAGGGAGCUUCGAGUAGUACGAUUAAGUGCUAUCGUUGUGGUGAACCUUGACAUAGGGCGAAUGAAUGCAAGAAACCCGCUCUACAGAAGAGCAAGAGCCUGUUCGUGGAGGAGAACAUUGCUGUUGACGAUGAUGAAGUUGAAGAGUUUGGAGGUCCAGUCUAUGAUGAUUAUGGCCUGUGAAAUUUACAAUAGAAGAUAUUACCUAUGAGUAUGCUAAAACACACACAUGACCUUAAAAUCUCAAAAUGCACACAUUUACUUGUAAUAUGUAUGCGGCAUUAAGAAAAGCCUAAUGAGAAA
Cuscuta campestris is the source of this 1197-nucleotide messenger RNA. The record is from the annotation of a GenBank genome assembly. Lineage: Eukaryota; Viridiplantae; Streptophyta; Magnoliopsida; Solanales; Convolvulaceae.